AUGUCACAGGUGGUGCACGACUUGAAAAUACCUUGGCAGCUCAAAGAACUCGAUUUUGUGGCUGACAGUGAUGAUGUUUAUGGUGUCUUUGAAUUUGCUAGUGAUCAUUAUCAAAGCAUUAAUAUGGUGAGUAAAUACAGUGUAUCUCUUACAGCUGCUUCAGUCAACUUUGAGGUCCAUAUAUGUAACGUCAUUUAGAGACCUCGUUUUUCUCUGUAGUUAGAUAUAUGUAUGACAAAAACCUGAAAUGAAUCUGUGCAUAAAAAUCAAGGGGAAAAAGCAAGUAUGCAUAAUUUACGGUACGCCACCACAGUACAGAUCAAGAAGGCAAAAGUGAAAAGAUUCUUAUGCGACUUUCUGUGGAUCACGAAACUAAUAUUUGAAAGUAUUGUACAUGCCUGAAAACCUUUUUUUGUUAAGAAAACGACUAUAUUAUAUCAUUUAUAAAAUUUAGAAUUUUGAUUAUUGCAUAAAAUAAUUUCUAGUCAUUACUGGUGCCUUAGCAAAAUUGAUAAUUUGGUACCUUGACAUUUUACUUAGUGAUGAGAGGAUAAGUGAACUUCCCUUCUUCCCUGUUAUGUUACAGGACAGCAUACCUCGCCAGCUUCAUCUCAACAUCACAAGAACUGGUGGUAUGGUGGGGAGUGUUCGUAUUAACAUUACUGUAACAUAUCAUCUGCCUGGAAGUAGCAUCCCAUCUAAUGAAGUAGCAUUGGAUUAUAGUGGUGAUGUUACAAUAGCUGCGGGCUCUAGAAGCACUUUUGUGGUCUUGCGCAUUGCUGAUAAUGGAUUCCUCAAGCUUGGAGCUGCUUUCAAAGCGGAACUGAUAGCUGUCAGAUUACAGAGUGGAGGUAUCGUACUUUGUAUAUUUUACGGUCCUGAAAUCUUUAUCCUUUUCCCAUAAGCCUAAAUUUACAUGAACAGAAUCGGAUCUUGUUGUGGUACAGAUGCAAUUUUAUCCAGUCAUGUGUUGCUCAGUUAUAUAGUGUAGGUAGUUACAGGACUGUUACAGUCGCAUCUAUUAGCCGCGACCAGAAACCUCAGACGAGUUUCAUUCUAUGGUAAACAUUCACUGUACACACGUCAGUUGACAUCUUAGUCUCAUGCAGUCCAUACAGAUAACUGUGUAACAGACGCUUAAAUACUAAUACAUAUAACACACUGUAGGCAAUGUACAAUUCGAGAAGAUGGCAGCUUUAUUUACAGCGGCAAAAAUAAGCGUCCUAUUGGCUCUUCCCAAGAAAAUAGACCUUUUUAUAAACUACAUUCAUCCGACUAGCCUCCCACGCAUUGGUUCGUCACGCAAUUCUCCCCGAUCCCUGUGUGUGGAAGGCACGCGUAACGAAGCCCUCAGAACGUCUGCGUGGGAGGCUUCUAUCAGACAAGUUCAUCGCAUUCACACGAGUCCCUACUAUUUUCUCUUGCAUGUAUCAUCCGUUGAAACUCUUUUUUUUUUUUCAAAUCUGGCGACCAAUAGCGUACCAUUAACAAGCGAGGUCCCACCCUCCUCACCCAAGAUCGGAAACAAGUCUGAGGUUUUCCUCAACGUAACUGCCAAAGAUGCCAAUGGAGAGGUUGGAUUUUCUACAGCUCAUCAGAUGUUUUCUGUGCAAGAGCCUGCAGGCUCAGCCUCAUCAUUUCUUCAGUUGGCAGUUAAGCGCAGUGGAACCGCUAACAGGGUUGUUGUUCACUGGAAUAUCACCAGUAACAGCAACACAUUUUUUCCUAAUGAUACUGGUCCGCAGAGCGGAAAAGUUUCGUUUGAAGAAGGUACGACUUAGAACAUGACUUCAUCAAAUGAAUAACUUAAUUGUAGUUACAUGUUUUAUGGAAGGGCCUGCAUUUGUUGUAGAUGUAGACAGUUGCUUUAGACGUUGGCUUAGUUCUUGUUAUUACAUUGUGGCUCCGGCCUUGGGACCUUUGGGAGAGCUUUCAGAGGAGUUCUACCAUCGUGGAAUUUCGUAGCGAAUUCAUAGUUAGAGAUCAAAACCUGUACAUGCAAAUAGCUGUCUUAUAUUGCUGCUACUGAAGAGACGAAUAACUUGGCAAAGGGGUGUGAUGGGGGCUUCGAUGAUCAUUGGUAGUUUGAAAGAAUUCUAUUACUCUGAUCGAACUUGAUGCGUAGUAAUUGUUUUUCUGUAAACAUGCUGGGAGAGUUUUUUCAUUUCAGGUGUGUUUGCAGGGCAUUUUUUCUUAAUUAUUUAACCCCUCCUUUAAAAGGCAAACUGAUGCCAAGACACCUAAAGUUAAGUGAGGAUUUGAAGAUUUCUUUUUAGCAGCUUUGAGUCUAUUAGCUUAAAUUUAAUUUUAUUAUGAGUAUAUAAACUCAUCGGAGGUUUCGCUUUUAGCCUUGGCUAAAUCUCCAUGUUAACGCCCCAUAACGCUGUUGUUUAUUUUUUAGCACAGACGCCUUCAUACAUGUACAUGAACAAUAUGCUGACCAUUUUUCCUUUUAGAAAAUCCCAAUGCUACGUAAUUAUCUGGUCCUUAAGCUUCCUGCACUGUCAACACCUACAUUGCUGAAACACUGCACAAAAAGGUGACGAAUAAUUACGCCCUUUUAACUCUCUUGUGGAUUAACUUCUCUUUAAAGGUCAAGAUGAAGUCAACAUAACCAUUGAAAUAAAGCCAGAUGAAAGCCCCGAAGUGGCCAAGGUCUUUACAGUUAAACUUGUAAAUGUGUCUGAUAUGGGUAGGAUUCAAGUUGGUGCUGUACAUAUUUACAUUUAGCCAUGGCAAGGAAAUGGGUGCCCGUCUUAAGAGGCGAACUCAAUCCAGCAGCUCAUUCUUGCAUUAGCAUAACGGUAAUCAAUGUUUUACAGAUUUAUCUUCAGCUUAAUACGUAGUGUGCAUGUACUUGUUAGACUUUCAGAUACAUUCAAUUUAUUCAGCCUGAGAACUAGCUCAUAAAGUAUGGAGGUCAUGUACUGUAAGUCCUGGAAAGUUUAGGAAUUCUACCCUGCAGAACAGGAGUUAUUUUUUCGCGUUUUACAGCUGAGAGAAGGCAAGCGCGAAGCGGGCGAGGGCGCGAAAUGCGCAACUACGGGGCAAAGAAGUAGCGUCUACUCUGCAGGCUAAGGAUUUCAGUUUUCUUCUCAUGGAGGUCGACAUACAUGUAAUAGUAUCGUUAGCUUUUUCCUUGGGUGUCCCUUGACAUGAUUUAUGGUUCCACACUCAUAUUAACAGGACAAGGCUCAGGUGACAAUCGAAGAAAGUGAUAAUCCUGGAGGAACAUUCGAAUUCAAGAAUUCCACAGCUGUUGUUUUACAGGUAUUUCGCUUCUCUUCUUCGCUUCUUUGGAAUGCUAUCCAGUAAUUUUAAAAAUCCUCAGAAAUAAGUUACCAGCAAAUAUAGCAAUAACUAACUCCUCCUCAUUAGACUUGGUUGGUAAUAAAGAGGCUGUGAUCUCAGUGAAUACAGUUCCCUCCCUCUCAGCCCUUCAGUGUCCUCUUUAUCACUGUAAAACCUUGCAGAAAGAGGGUUGCCUAGUCCCUGAACGGCGUUUUCCCAGUCCCUCUCGGUCAAUUCGCUUCUGUGACUUUUCCUUUAGACCACGCGACCCGAAACGCUUUGGCUGCGCGGAAUAAUGAGGCCCAGGGCCUAGGCAAGAAAGAAGUACAGAUCUCCGCCCAAAACUGAAUUUAAUGUCAUGGUUUUCGUAGCUACCGGCCUGCCUUUUUACAUUCCCAGUAGUUGAGCACAGUGAGCAGUGUACGUUACCGCUUAAAACUAAGAUUUUUUGUACAAUGUUGACCCAGUCCUAUUUCUAGAGUCACUAAAGCAGCACGUUUCGAACAAAUUACCCGCAAAGAAGUUCGACUUUUUAGCGAUCUGCAGGCUCAAGACUCUUAUCUGUCAACAAAUAUUGCCUCUCUAAACAACCUUAUAUUUACUUAUGCUGUAAAAAUAAUAACGUCAGUCUCUAAAGUACAGUUAAGGGCGCGCCUCAUUUUGAUAUAAGCUAUAGCGUCAUCAAGUAAACACAUAGCUAUUUUUUUCUUCAUUUCUUUCCAAAGGAAAGCAGUAGCAACAACUUCAUAAAUAUUGGGAUUGUGCGGAAGGUCAGUGCCCUGGACUCUCGCUGGGUGUCGUUUGUAAUGGUUCCUUCAGGUGAGAUGAAGUGA
Molecule: messenger RNA, 4124 nt
Organism: Porites lobata
Lineage: Eukaryota; Metazoa; Cnidaria; Anthozoa; Scleractinia; Poritidae
Source: the annotation of a GenBank genome assembly